Molecule: messenger RNA, 1347 nt
Organism: Rotaria socialis
Lineage: Eukaryota; Metazoa; Rotifera; Eurotatoria; Philodinida; Philodinidae
Source: the annotation of a GenBank genome assembly
AUGAGUUGUGCUAAAUGUGAACGACCAUUUCGCUAUGGUACCGAAGAUACAGUAACAAUUAAUAAAAAAACCUAUCAUAGUGAUUGUUUAUCAUGUGAUAAUUGUUCGAAAGCGUACGAUGGAUCAUUUCUACCUGAUCAACUCGAUCAACAAGCACUUUGCCGAGAAUGUAGUAACAUGAACCAAACAAAAUCAGCAACGAAUUUGCAAUCGGCUAGUACAGAAUCAAAAAAUAAUGUAUUGCGUUGUGGUGGUUGUGGUAUUCCAUUUAAUCCUUCAUCUCGACAUAUAACAAAAAAAUAUCGUAAUAGAGAAUAUCAUCAUAAUUGCUUAAAAUGUCACGAAUGUCAAGCACUAAUCGAAGGUGAAAUCUAUGAAGAUGAACAAAAUACCAAAAUCUACUGUACAUCAUGUUUUAAACGUCGUGAUCAACAAGGUUUUCAAAAACAAAAUCAACAAAAAAAACUUAAUCAACAGAAAACAGUUCAUUUUGCUGAAAAACUUGCCGAAACACUCAAUCGCGAUGAACUAGAAGCAUAUUAUAAAAAUGAUCAAGGUCAUAGUAAUGAUUCAUUUCUUACUGGAAUUGAAAAUAGUGCUGGAGGAAUUAAAUUUUGUGCUGCGUGUAUGUUACCAUUUCAUUAUGGUUCUCGAAUAACUGAAGCUAAUGGUAAAGAAUAUCAUUAUGAAUGUUUCUCGUGCAAGAAAUGUGCUCAACCAAUCAAUGGAACAUACACAAUGACUCCUGAUGGAUCAACAUUUACGUGUGGAAGCUGUCUUCAAAAAGUGUAUUCAUCAACACCGAUAAUGUUAUGUGCUGAAUGUGGACAACCGAUUGAGCCACAUGUUCAUGCUCGUGUUACUUUUAAUAAUCGCUCGUUUCACUCCGAAUGCUUUUCAUGUGCAGUAUGCCGUCGUCAAUUAAAUCCAUCUCAAGCAUACACCUUACAUAAUGAUCAACCAUGGUGUCAUCAAUGUGAAGUCGAUACUAAGACGUGUUAUGUAUGUGGAAAACCUAUAUUAGCAGCGGGAAUAACGUAUGAAACACGAGAGUACCAUGCUGAAUGUUUUAAAUGUUCGCAUUGUCAUAAAUCAUUAGAUAAUGAGAAUUUACUUUGCGCGAAUAAUUUACAACCGUAUUGUGUUCCUUGCAAUGAAAUAUUAUUUGCUAAACGAUGUGCAAAAUGUGCACAACCUAUUCCAUUUGAUAAGAAGUACACUGUAAUUGAUGAUAAGCCAUAUCAUGAACAUUGUUUUCUAUGUGUGAAAUGUCAUCGACAGAUUGGUUCGAAAAAGUUUUUCAAAGAUCCUCGUGGAUUUGUAUGUUCAAAUUGUGGAAAAGCUUAA